Ilyonectria robusta is the source of this 2247-nucleotide messenger RNA. RefSeq names its product chloride channel. Gene Ontology annotation, cellular component: Golgi apparatus; membrane; early endosome. Gene Ontology annotation, biological process: transmembrane transport; chloride transport. NCBI's taxonomy places the organism in Eukaryota, Fungi, Ascomycota, Sordariomycetes, Hypocreales, Nectriaceae. The coding region runs from base 1 to 2247 and encodes 748 amino acids. The transcript is spliced from 2 exons. Gene Ontology annotation, molecular function: voltage-gated chloride channel activity. The record is from RefSeq and is a predicted model, not a curated record.
AUGGAGAUCGAUAUGAGAUCUGGUGGGACAAAUGAAGCCACCGAGGUGACUCCCCUGAUCAUGCCCGCUCAUCGCCGACCCUGCGACGAAAAUUCCGAGACAGACGUAUCAACUAGCACGACCAUGAGCAGAUGCCCUAUUGACACGAGCUAUGUCAGAGAGAGCAUCCCUUAUAAAGAAUACGCCACCAUCGAUUGGCUGCAAGACCUCAUCAAGGGCAGCGAGAAACGGGGUCAAUUUUAUCAACACUCGCGAGGCGGGAUUCGUGACCGAUUGACUGAAAUGUGGGACUCAAUGCAGGGUUGGGUUGCGGCCUUUACGAUAGGCCUAAUAACAGCAGGCAUUGCGUCCAUGGUGGACGUGAGUGUUGAAACAGUCGCGGAUUGGAAGGACGGAUAUUGCAAAACCAACGUUUGGCGAAACCGGAGAGCAUGCCAUUCACCCGAUGGAAACACUGGGCACUGGAGAUCUUGGUCGGAGAACUUUGGUUCCUCGUAUUUGAUCUACAUUUGCCUCUCCUUGAUCUUUGCAAUUAUAGCUGGCGGCUUGACCACGACAACCAAGAUCAACUUGCCCGCUGUGGGGUAUCCACCUGGUCACAAAGACAACAAGAGCAAUGCCCCGCCAGGAUACACCGAUAUGUCUGCGGGGAAGACGAUGUAUAUGGCUGCCGGAAGCGGAAUCCCGGAGAUCAAGUCCUUCCUGGCAGGAUUCGACAUCCCAGGCCUCUUUGGCCUCAAAGUCCUGAUCAUCAAAGCGAUUGGAGCUACCUUUGCUGUGCCAACGGGUAUGUGCCUGGGAAAAGAAGGGCCAUUUGUUCACAUCUCCGCAUGCGUUUCAGUUAGCCAGAGGAGACUGAGGGAGAUGCUCAGCGUCGCAUGUUCUGCAGGCCUGUCCGUGGCUUUCGGCGCUCCCAUUGGAGGCGUCCUCUUCAGCUACGAAGAAAUCAGCACUUAUUUUCCACGUCAAGUCCUCUGGCAAUCGUGUCUCUGCUCCAUGGUCGCCGCCGCCGUGCUCAAAGAGCUCAAUCCAACCGGGACAGGGAAACUCGUCUUGUUCGAAACAAACUACGGCGUUAACUAUGAUGCGGUUCACUAUCUGACAUUCAUAGCUCUCGGCGUCUGCGGUGGUGUUUUUGGCGGAAUUCUUUGCCGAAGCAACUUCAUGUGGGCACAGUCUUUUCGGCGUCUUUCGUUCAUCAAAAACAGCCCGGUCUUUGAACUGGGCCUGGUAGCCUUGGUUACGGCUCUCCUCCAAUACCCCAAUCCUCUCAUUCGUGAAACGGGUGACAUUGUCAUGCAACGUCUGCUUGUCGAUUGCAAUCACAGCGAGCAGGAUUGGAUAUGUCAACAGGAAGCCAAGCUCACUGGUAAGGGUACAUACUCUGCGUGGCUUAUUUCCGGCUCGCUGUUCAAGCUGUUUUUGACCAUUAUUACCUUUGGCUGCAAAGUUCCAUCUGGGGUAAUUAUCCCAGCUUUGGAUGCUGGCGCCCUCUUUGGACGUCUGGUUGGCCAGCUGUUUGUUGACAUCUCACCCGGGAUUUUUGCCAUGGUAGGAUCGGCCGCAUUUCUCGCUGGAGUCAGCCGAAUGACUGUCAGCUUGGCAGUCAUCAUGCUGGAGCUGACUGGCGAGGUCAACUUUAUUCCACCCUUUUUGGUCGCUAUCCUCACAGCAAAAUGGGUUGCCGAUUGCAUAUGCGAGGAGGGCAUCUACGAGCUGUCUCAGCACAUAUUCGGCCAUCCCUUCCUAAACUCUGAUCAAGCCCUCGCCAAGGUCAGAAAGAUUAGAGCAUCUGGCGACGCUGCCACUGUGGAGCUUCUCGUGCCGCCUGCCAGCAUCAUGGAAGGAAUGACAAUGUCCAUGGGGCCGAGCUACAGAGUCUCUGCAAUUGCGCUCCGACAAAAAUUAGACAACCUCAAAGCUCAAGGCUUAAGCGAAUCCGGACUUGUGGUGGUAAACGAACAUGGCCGAUGCUAUGGUUAUGUCUCGGAUUUGGAGCAUGCCUCGCGAGCGAUUGACCAAACGCAAGGGUGGCAAGGGACAAGCGAGCUAAGUGUGUUGGAAGGCGCAUUGUUUGAGUGCAUCGAGCGAAACCCCUUGUCUAUUCCAGGAGACGCACCCUUGGAGAUUGCGGCGGAGCUAUUUAGCAAGUUGGGUACUGGGCAACUGAUAAUUGUCGAGGCAGAAACUGCCAAGGUGAUUGGAGUGGUUGUGAGAAAGCGCCUGUUGCAAUUUCUCAAGGCCUAG